AUGGACAGAGAUGUGAUAUGCUACUGGAACCUGAUUGAUUUGAUCAAGGAUCAUGGAUACUCAUCAGUUGACUAUCUAUACUACAAGCGAAAAGAUAGCUUGGUUGUACUAGAACAAGAUCCUGAAGUGAUGAAAAUGCUUAACGAGUGUGAGAGCAAAAAGAUGGUCAGCUUGUUUGUGACAAAGGACAGACUGACCACUUUAGCGCCUACCAAGUCCAACAAAGAACCAUCCAAAUCUAAACAAAAAAAAACUAAAGGAAGAGGAGGUACAAAGAAAAAGAAAGCAUUAAAUUUAAUGCAUACUGAAGCACUAUAUGCUAACGAGGUUGAGCAGCGCGAUGAUGAGAACCAGAACACAUCAGCUGAUGGCGACAAAGAACCUAAAAAGCGAAAGGGGACUGUUUUAACACAUGUUUGGGAUCUACUUGACGGAGAUAGGAUAGUAGUAAGAUGUAAUAAGCUUGGACAGCCCAUUGGAAAAGAAGGUGGCCUUUUAGGUCAAUUUUUGGGCACCAUAGCAAGAAAUGGUGGUUACUGUCCGGUUGGUGCCAAAGAUUGGAGAAAAGUUAAGAAAGACUAUGGAGAAACCAUCAUUCAAUUUGUACAGACAAAGUUCUUGUAUCCUCAUUCAUGUGAGAAAUGGAUAUUCAAAUCAAUUGGAAGAGAUUGGAGAAAAUACAAGGCAACAUUAAAAAAGACACUAUUUAAUCCAAAGAAGAAAAGGUCUGUUUUGAACAAGCGUUGUCCAGAUGAUAUUGUUGAAGCUGAAUGGAAGGCCCUAGUAGGAUACUGGAAGUCCGAAGAAGGAAAAACCCUUAGUGAAAAGAACAAAAUAAGUCAUGAAAUGAGGAAGACAACUCAUACAGCAGGUACAAAGAGUUAUGCUCGUUGGUCUAAGGACAUGGUUCAAUUGGAAAAUCUCCUAGACACACAACCAGAGUUAGCACAAAAUAGUGAGGGCGGAGUUGCAUGGGAAGGUGAUGCAUUACAUCAGGUGUUGGGAGAAGAAAAAGCUGGACAAGUGCACGGCAUGGGAUUGUUUCCGGUUCCUAAACAAGUUUAUGGUCAAAAAACACACCAUUUUAAGGACAUUAAUAUAGUUUCACUAGAUGGCUCAUCAUCUGAUGUAGAGGUUCACAUGUUGGAGGAAAUAAGGCAACUCAAAGAGCAUUCUAGAAUGCAAGACAAAGUUAUCGAAGAACUAAAAAACAAUCAGAGGCACGAUGAGAACCAAGAAGCAACAAUGGGAAAUUGUGCUAGGAGUGAUCACAACAAUUCUCAGAAUCAAGUACUGAAUUCUAAAAGGAAGAGAGUCCAGUGUGGUGCACCCAACCAGAAUGAGGGAUUCCUCAAACAUAGGGAUGAAUUGAAUAAAGAAACAUGUGAGUUUGAAUUUAGUGAUGAUGACAAUGUACUUUUAUCUGGAGAAAAGUGCCAAAGUGAUAAUAAUGACAAGGAAGUAGAAGAAGCAGAAGCACAGGCAAUAUUUGAACGACACCUCCAUAAUGAUUUUGCACCAACAGAGUUUGAUUUUUGUCAAAGGAGUUCCGCCACAAGUAGAAUAAUACCAAAGAAACAAAAGGGACAUCACGGAGGGCUUGUAGAUACUAGAACCAUUGCACACCAGGAGGUGGCUCAUGACAAGGCUACAAGCUACAGGCGCCAAACACCUAAACGACUUUCUCUAAUGAAGGUUGGGUCCACAGUGCUACUAAUGACUUCGAAAUAUCCUAAUAAGGCUAAUGUGGCAUAUGCAACUCUCUUGAGCACUAAUCCAGAAGCCCUUGUUGGUGGAGUUAAGAUAGGAAGUCAAUUCUACAAAGUGCGUAUCAAUCAUCCUAUAACAAAAGAUGAGCCAUUAGUGAGGCCUAUGCUUGGGUGUGACGAUAUUGGUGAUGCUCAUGCCAAAGGAGUCCAAAUUGCUUGGCCUUCGACGUUUGUUCAAAUGAUUAAUGGUUGA
Messenger RNA from Miscanthus lutarioriparius, 1962 nucleotides. NCBI's taxonomy places the organism in Eukaryota, Viridiplantae, Streptophyta, Magnoliopsida, Poales, Poaceae. The record is from the annotation of a GenBank genome assembly.